Messenger RNA from Crotalus tigris (Tiger rattlesnake), 5497 nucleotides. It is a transcript of the gene GAS2L1, whose product is annotated as growth arrest specific 2 like 1. The record is from RefSeq and is a predicted model, not a curated record. Lineage: Eukaryota; Metazoa; Chordata; Lepidosauria; Squamata; Viperidae. Gene Ontology annotation, biological process: actin crosslink formation; protein localization to microtubule plus-end; regulation of microtubule polymerization or depolymerization. Gene Ontology annotation, cellular component: cytoplasm; microtubule plus-end; actin filament. Gene Ontology annotation, molecular function: actin filament binding; microtubule binding; cytoskeletal adaptor activity. The coding region runs from base 664 to 3483 and encodes 939 amino acids. The transcript is spliced from 6 exons.
GAUCAAGGCGCCGGCCGCGGCAGGCGGAGCCGGAGUGGCUCCGGUUUGCGCAGGACCUGCUCGGCCUCGCGCUCGACGCCUCGGGCUCCGGAGGCGCGCAGUCCCGGCGAGAGCUGGCCGGGCUCAGUAGCCAGGAUACCCUCGGGGAGCCGGGGGCAAAGGCGCUGCUAGGGUUCCCCUCCUCCCCUUUUCUUCCUCCUCCUCCUCUUCUCCUCCUCUCGUCCUCCUCUUCCUCCUCUUUUCGUCUUCCUCCUCUUCCUCCUCCUCCUCUCUUCCUCCUCCCUCCCUCCCUCCCUCCUCCUUUUGCCGGGCUGGCAGCUCCACCUCUUCCUUCGCCUGGAGCCGCGGGAUCCCGGGCCAGAGGCUGGGAAGCUGGGCAGCGGCGGCGGCGGCGGCGGCAGCCCCGUCUCCGCUCUCCUGCCUUCCGCCCGCUCGGCGCUCGAGGGAGCCCCCAGCACCCCGGCCGGCUCUCCCCUCCUGGUCCAGGAUCCCGGCGGCGGCGGCGGCGGAGGGCAGCCUCGCACGUGGGCCGGGCGGAAGGGACGCGCGAUGCCGGACCGGCCGGGGUGAAGCCGGGCGCGGGGGGCCUCCGGCCAGCCUGCUGCGAGCCGGCCCGGAGCGCCCCGACAUGGCCGGGCAGUGACCACGCCAAGACUCUGAACAAUGGCUGAGCCUAGCAACAUCCAGUCAGCGGCUUCUAAGAGCAUCCGUCCAUUCCGUUCCAGCGAGGACUAUCUCUACGCCAUGAAGGAGGACCUGGCGGAAUGGCUGAAUACACUUUACGAUCUUGAUGUCCAGGUGGAGAACUUCAUGGAUGCCCUGGAGAUGGGCUACGAUCUCUGCCAGCAUGCCAACAACGUCAACCGUAUCGCCCUGGAGUUCCAACAGUCGAACCCGGAAACUGCUUCUCACAUGAGAAUCCCUCAGAAGGAGGUGAUCUUCCAAGCAAAGAACGUGGUCCCUGGCUCUUUCAUCGCUCGGGACAACAUCUCCAACUUCAUCCAGUGGUGCCGUCAGGAGCUGGGCAUCCAAGACGUGGUGAUGUUUGAAACCAACGACUUGGUGUUGAAGAAGAACGAGAAGAACUUCGUCCUUUGUCUGCUGGAGGUGGCCAGGAAGGGCUCCAAGUUUGGGAUGCUGGCUCCCAUGCUCAUCCAGAUGGAGGAAGAGAUUGAGGAGGAGAUGAGGGACCACCAGGUGGUCUGUGGAGAGUUGAAGACUGAGCAAGUGAUCGAAGAUUUGGGGCCGAAGUCUCCCGUUUACUUGAACAAAACACAGAGGAUAAGCUUGUGUGACCUCAAGAAUCUGGAUGAGCUGGUAAGGGAGAUCCUGGGCCACUGUACCUGCCCAUCCCAGUUCCCCAUGGUCAAAGUCUCGGAGGGCAAAUACAAAGUUGGAGACUCUAACGCGCUCAUCUUCGUCCGAGUUCUCCGCAGCCACGUGAUGGUCCGGGUAGGGGGGGGCUGGGACACGCUGGAGCAUUACCUGGAUAAGCAUGACCCUUGCCGGUGCACUUCCGUCUCUCAUCGUCUGACCCAGGGUCGAGGGCUCGGCUUCUCCCCCCAGAAGACCAGUGGCCUGGCCAGCCCCCAAGCAAACAGCCCCACCACUCAGCGUCGGGCUGAAGCGGUGGCUCACUUGGGGGAGAAACGGCUCUUGGCUGGAGGGGACCCGACUCAGCUCAAAGGAAACCGUCCUCCCACCAAGAGAUCUGGGACCGCGACCCCACCCAGGCAGGGAUCGCUGGUUCCGCCAAGUGGGAAAUGCAGCGCGGCAGGACAGGGGGGUGCCAGCCCUCUACGGGGGUGCCCGUCCCAAGCCCACCAGGAGACGGGAGAGUCCCAUCUCCCCGUCAGGACCCCCAGAGCUAGGCGUCUUUCCGGAGACAGCGAUUCCUCCUCCUCCUCCUCUAUGCACAGUGCCAGCUUGGGAAGGAAGCGGAACGAGGAGCCCAGCCUGGAACUCAGGAAGGAGGCUGGGAAGCGUAUCUCCGAGGGGCCAGCCUCCCAGCUCCACGCCAGUCCCAAACGGCAGCCAGCCAGCCGGAGUCAGUCCCGAGACCGUCUCAGCUUGCCAAAAACCGUUGCGGUGCCCAAGAGGAUUGAGUCAGAAGAGCGUGGCCGUCCCCGCAUGGCAAGCCGGCCGAGCAAGCCUGGACCGCAGAGCCCUCGUCCCCGGGCCCGCAGCCAGGGAAGGCCUGCAGGAGAGCCCAUGCUGCUGAUCAGCCGAGCAAAGGAUGGACAGCACUCUUGGACACGGGCAGACGAGCCCAAGGAGAAUGCCGGGGGCUCUGGAAGAGCCACCCCCAGGACCAAGAGCCCGGCAAGGGGUCACCUGACCCCGGUGGGUUCCCGAAGCCCUGCCCCCAUCAAGCGCAGGGGUUCCCUGCCCGCCACAAAAAUGGCCAAUCCUUCCGCCCGAAUCCCUCCGCCAGCCCCAGGAAGACAGCGACAGCCCUGCUUGCCCAAACAACGGGGGGCCGUGAGGCAGCUGCAGUCGGGGGAGAGUGGGCCCUCCAGACAGCCCAAUGAGGACACUUUGGGGCAGGAGCUGGAGGCCAUGGCGCAGGCUUUCCACACCCCGCUGCGCCUCGAUCCGAGCCAGGAGCAGCAGCUCUACCGGCGCCUGGAGGAAGAAUUCCUGGCCAACUCUCAGAUGAUGGGUUUGGAGAUGGAGGAAGAGCUGGACCCAGGCAGCCAGGCCUGCGAUGGUGCCCGGCUCUUGCCCCCCAAUCCGGACCAAGGGACCGCUGACUCCGCGUACUGCUCCUCCAGCUCUUCCUCUUCCUCCCUCAACGUCUUCAGCAAACACGGUCUCCAAGUAGAGGAGUCCAAGCGGAAGGCAGCCCAACAGGUGACCGGAGGAGGGUCUGAGCUGGGGGAUUUCCACAAUGGCUCGCUCGAGGCUUCCGAGCUGUGGGAUUCCUCUGGGUCUCGUGAGCGAAGGAGCCGCUGGAGGAAACCCGUCCUUUCCAGCUCGUCCGAUGAAAGCAACUGCUACCUGGGUCUGAACGACGUCCAGGAAGUCCAGGAGGGUCUGGAGCUGGCCGAGCCUCUGGUGGAUAGCCCCUGGGCUCCUGGGGAGCCGGCCCCUUCCCACACGGAGCUGGGACCCUCCCUGCAGGAUGGCACAUCUCCCUCGGCCCCUAUCCUGGAAGAAGUCGCGCUCCCUCCCCAGCCGUCCCUGGGGAAACCCGACCGCGUGCCUUCCAGCUACCAGAUGAAGCUGCGCCCGCAAAUUAAGCCUCGUGCCGACUCCCAACCGGACAAGACCCCCUCAAAAAUCCCCACCCCCCUCAGCUACAAGGCUUCAGGAGGACCCAAGGUUCCAACAGGAAGUGCCUCGUCCAGGGACAGCCCAGUCAAAGGCCUAUCUGAGCGCCGGGGCUGGGCGGCCUUCCAACACCUCUUCUCCUCCUCCUUUGGGGAGUGUCCCGGGGGUUCGGUGGAGUCCAGUGUGACCGAUGAGGGGGCUUGGGCCUAGGACAGCCCCGCCCACCCCUCCUAUCCUCUGCACCUGCUUCUGUGGUCCAGCCCUCUCUUUCUCCAGCUGCUUCCUUGGACCUCUUCCCGCUGUGACUUUGUCGUAUGCUGCUGUCCAGAAGAGCGUUUUCUUUUUCGGUGACGGGAGGAGAGAGGGACCAGGGGCGGGGUGGGGGAGAAAGCCUUGGAUUGCAAGGGUCUGUCCUUCUAUAUUUUAUUUUUGGAGUGAGGCUGGGAGAUGGCAAUGCUUAAAGUGCAGUGCUGCUGGGGCUUGGGUUGCAUGUAUGUUGUUGUUUGGGCUGCGUACGUGUGAAACGCUUGUAUGGGGAAGUCCUUUAACACUGGAUACUAAAGGGAGCAUCAGGGUUAAUAUUCACUCCCUUGGUCUGUCACUGUCCAGCUUCUGCCAUCUUGGUAUUUCCGUAGCCGUCUAAGCUCAGAACAAGGAGUCCUUGACUUACGACCAGAACCUCUAUCACUGUGAGGACUGUUAAGUGAAUCACACCCAAUUUGACUACCAGUUUUGCUACGGUCAUUAAGCAAAUCCAUCCACCCCCUUAGAAUCCCCCUGAAAGGGCCACAAACAGCAAUCCCUUGAAACCCCCUCCGUCCCAGAGGCUGCAACCACAGUAAAUAUACUGGCUGUCAAACAUCUGAAUUUGGAUCACAUGACAGUCAUAAGUGUGAGGAUCAACGUGGAACCAUUGUUUAAAAAUGAUCGUAAGCGGAGGACUUAUUUGUAGCACGUCUGUCGGUUUGUCGCAUUUCAGCAAAGCUCGUGUUUCUUUCAGACACCUCUGGAGAGAAAGCCCAGCACUAAAGCUGACCCCAAGGCUUAACCUGGUUAGCCAUGAACCUCAUCAGAGCUUCUUCCUUGUGGUCUGGCGCUGGCGUACUAUUCGAGCGAGGUGGAAAGGCCACCAUUUUCGGAAACAGGGUUUUAAAAAGCAGAAAGGAGGGUGACUUUGACCGCACAAUUGCAGUUGCCAUAUUGAUUUUGGGGGGACCUCUCCUCCCUCCCCACCCCCACGCCCCUGCCCCUAUUUCUGGCCCUCCAGCCAGGGAGGCAGCAUUGGCGGGUCUACGACAAUUUGCUGCAGGGCAACUCGCUACGGGACAAGAGUGACACUAAUAUCAAAGAAACUGUGGGACAGAAUCAUUAAAGAAAGGAUGCAAAAGGAGGGACGGAAUGAAAUGCGAAAGGCACCAAUUAAAAUAUUUUUUUAAUUUAUUUAUUUUAAAUCAUUACACAGAAGUGUUAAAUUGUCCUGUAGUGAGUUGGCCGUGGCAAGUUCUGGCAUUGGCAUGGAUUCAGCAUUCAGCUACGUGAGGAUUUGGAAAAGGACCGUUGUGCACUUGGCAGGGCGUUGUGUAAUGGAGCGGCUGUCCCUUUCAUUUUUUGCACACUCCCCUUGCUUCUGGGCAAGGCUGCACAGAGUCGGAAGAGUGCCUUAUGGGGUAGGCUUGGUUGGGGUUGGGGGUGGGUGGGGAGGGAAUGCCGAAGGACUGCCUGGAGAAAGUGGUUUGACUCCAGUUUUCUGGCUCCCGUUUGGAGUCAAACCUUUCUCCCUCUCCCCACAGGAGUGGCCGUAGUGGAUUCACACAACAGACGCUUAGUGGCACCUGGCUAAGAUUCUUGAAACCUCGGGAGAAGUUGGGGAGACGUUUGUGGGACUGGAUAGAAGGGACGCCCCCCCCAUUCUGCAAGGCAAUCGUUGCACGUGGCAAAAUGUCGGGCUUGGGCAAAGUGGCCGUGUGAGUGGAAAGAGGGGCAGGGAGGGAACGCUGAAGGCUUUGCACGUGAAUUUCUUUUUGGCAGGGCCUCUCUCGGCCUUCGCGACCCUCACUGCCCCCUUGUCACUGGAGGUCUGUUGAAUAAUCUAUGCAUAUUUAUAUGAGUAAUAGGGAGCCUGGCUCUCCUCCCGUAGAGUGCCUGCUAUCCACCCCCGUGAAUGUAGCUGAUUAAACUGACCUGCAGAUUCCUGAAUUCAAACAGUAAAGACUGACACAUCGUC